Messenger RNA from Pygoscelis adeliae (Adelie penguin), 1905 nucleotides. RefSeq names its product angio-associated, migratory cell protein (gene AAMP). Gene Ontology annotation, cellular component: cytosol. The transcript is spliced from 10 exons. The record is from RefSeq and is a predicted model, not a curated record. The annotation marks the transcript as partial. Gene Ontology annotation, molecular function: protein binding. Lineage: Eukaryota; Metazoa; Chordata; Aves; Sphenisciformes; Spheniscidae.
GAAGAACACGCUGAGCCCCGAGGAGUACAUCUAUGGCGCCCUCACCAUCUACACGGACAUCAUCUACAUCUUCACCUUCAUCCUGCAGAUUGUGGCUUCUGUUUUCUGUGUGAGCCUCGACCCCAAGACCAACACGCUGGCGGUGACGGGCGGGGAGGAUGACAAGGCCUUUGUGUGGCGCGUGAGCGACGGAGAGCUCCUGUUCGAAUGCUCAGGACACAAGGACUCGGUCACCUGUGCUGGCUUCAGUCACGACUCCGUGUUUGUGGCCACGGGUGACAUGUCUGGGCUUAUCAAAGUGUGGCGGGUGGAGGCCAAGGAAGAAGUGUGGUCCUUCGAGGUGGGGGACUUGGAGGCUGAUGGCAACUCCUGGAUGUGGAAGAUCCCCAGCGGAGACUGCAAAACCUUCCAGGGCCCUGCGUGCCCGGCCACGUGUGGCAGGAGCCUGCCUGAUGGGAAGCGAGCGGUGGUGGGGUACGAGGAUGGGACCAUGCGCAUCUGGGACCUGAAGCAGGGAACCUCGCUGCAUGUCCUGAAAGGCCAGGACGGCCACCAGGACCCCUUGACGUGUGUGGCCAGCAACCAGGAUGGCAGUUUGAUCAUGACGGGCUCUGUGGACUGUCACGCCAAGCUGGUCAACUCCGCCACGGGCAAGGUGGUGUGCGUGUUCAAGAUGGAGAGCGUGGCCCCCAAGGCCCCCGCCGGCGAGGGUGAGGAGGCGGAGUCCAACUCAGUGGAGUCGCUGGGCUUCUGUAAUGUGAUGCCGCUGGCCGCUGUGGGCUACCUGGAUGGCACGCUGGCUAUCUACGACCUCUCUACACAGAGCUUGAGGCAUAAGUGCCAACACGAGUCGGGGAUUGUGCAGUUGCUGUGGGAGGAGAGCUCGGCCGUGGUGUACACCUGCAGCCUGGAUGGGGCCGUGCGGCUCUGGGAUGCCCGCUCGGGGAAGAUGAUCAGCGAGUACCGAGGGCACUCAGCUGAAAUCCUCGACUUCGCCGUCAACAAGGAUGCCUCCAUUGUGGUGACGACCUCUGGCGACCACCAAGCCAAAGUGUUCUGCGUCCAGCGCCCCGAUCGCUAGGAACUGUGCUGAGGGACAGUGUCCUGGCUCUGCCAGGUGGCUCGUGUACAGAGGGAUGAGGGAGAAGGGUUUCACCACCCUUCUCCAGUGCGUGCUUUGUAAUUUUCCAGCCUGCCCUGCUUUGCCCUCACCAUCUGGGGGCCAAGCCUGGGGUUUUGUAUGAAAAUGUCUUAUAAUUAUAUAAAUUAUUUCACUUAACUGGAUGCUAUCCACUCUGCUUGUUGGGGGGAAAAGGACCUGGGGAGCUGUGCUCCCUCCCUCCUCAGGGAUCUCCCCAGCAUCCAACCACAGCCUGAGGGUCAAUGGCAGACGGUUUUAUGCUGGUCUGGGUGGAGGCAGAGACCCCCAUCCUGGCUCUCCCUGUUCAGGGGAAUGAGGGGGAAGGGUGCAGAUUGCUAGCCAAAGGUAGGAGAAUCCUGCUUUGUGCAGCCCAGGAGGUCACUAACACAACAGACUACUCCUAGACCUGGGCACAGCACCCCCACUUCAGCCCCCAAGACAGAGAUCACCAGAAGUAACUUGCUCCGGGAUACAGUGAUUAUCCCCCUUGCGCCUGUGACUCCAACCACCCCUUCCAGGGUGAGGCCACACGCAUUGACAAGCAGAAGCCCCACAGCCCCUUAAGAUAGAAAGAUCUCCUUUAUUCAUGAACCCCAACAGUAUUUCUUCAGAUACAGGAGUUUUGAACUCAAAUACUCAGAAGAAAACAAGUUAAUAUUGCAUUAUUCUCAUAAGAAAUACUGCAACUUACUUAUUUCUGGUAACAUAUUGCAAAGCGAAACAGCUUGAAAAGAAAAAAAAAAUUAAAAAAGAAAAGAAAUUAA